AUGGGCUCAUUAUCAACCCCCGGCUGGCGCCAGCUCAACGUCGGCGUCAUCGGCGGUGGCAUCGGCGGCAUGUCCGUCGCCAUCGCCCUGCGCCGCUCCGGCCACCUCGUCACCAUCUACGAGCGCGCCGACUUUGCCGGCGAGGUCGGCGCCUCGGUCUCGUGCGCCGCCAACGGCACCCGCUGGCUGCACGAGUGGGGGGUCGACGUCGCCAAGGGCGACCCUGUCGUGCUCAAGAGCCUCAUCAACCGGGACUGGAAGACCGGCGAGCCCGUCAGCGUCUAUUCGCUGGACGACUACGAGAAGCGGUGGGGCUACGUCUACAACAUGUUCCACCGGCAGUACAUGCACGCCAUGCUCAAGGACUGCGCGCUGCAGGAGGAGGGCGAGGGCGUGCCGGCCAAGCUGGUCGUGAACCACAAGUGCGAAGACAUCGAUCUGGAGAAGGGCACCAUCAAGUUCGCCAACGGUGUCACGGUGCACCACGAUCUGAUUGUCGGCUCUGACGGCAUUGGCUCUGCCGUCCGCGGCGUUCUGGGCAUCCACCCGGCCAAGCGCCCGGCCGACUCCAGCUGCCUGCACGCCAACGUCAAGACGGAAGAUGCCGUCAAGCUCGGCCUCGUCGACUACUCCCAGGACAGCGCCCUCGAGUACUGGGGCGGCCAGGAGGGCAAGUGGGACAAGAUCGUCCUGUCGCCUUGCAACGGCGGCAAGCUGCUGUCGUACUACUGCUUCUUCCCCCGCGAGAAGGGCGACUACUCGACUCAGCAGUGGGGCACCGAGGACAGGCCUGUCGAGGAGCUGCUGGCUCCUUUCCCGGAGUUGGAUGCUCAGGUCAAGGCGCACCUGGCUAUUGGUAUCGAGAUCCAGCCCUGGCGUCUGUGGGUUCACGACCCUUACCCCUACAUGCACAAGAACACCACUUGCCUUCUAGGCGAUGCCGGACAUCCUAUGAUGCCCCACCAAAGUCAGGGUGCUUGCAUGGCCAUUGAGGAUGCCGCUGCCCUGGGCAUUCUUUUCAACAAGCAGAACUUCAAGGGCGACGUUGCCGAGUGCCUGGACGUCUACACCAAGGUCCGUCUGCCUCGCGUCACCAGGGUGCAGGCCGCUGCUGCCAAGGCCGCCUACAACAUCAACGAGAGAAUCGGUUUCUCUGCCAACAAGGACAUUGCUACGUACAAGGUUGAGGACGAGAAGAAGAAGCUGACCAUCGAGGAGAUGAACGCAUAUGACAUGUACAAGGACAUUGAUGAGGAGCUGGCCAAGGCUAGGGGUCAGGAGUAUAAGGACAAGUACCUUCACGGUCUGCCCAUCGGUCUGGAGCUUCCCAACGGCGUUGUUAUCGGUGCAUGA
This is a messenger RNA of Thyridium curvatum, 1353 nucleotides long. RefSeq lists its product as uncharacterized. Gene Ontology annotation, molecular function: FAD binding; monooxygenase activity. NCBI's taxonomy places the organism in Eukaryota, Fungi, Ascomycota, Sordariomycetes, Thyridiales, Thyridiaceae. The record is from RefSeq and is a predicted model, not a curated record. The coding region runs from base 1 to 1353 and encodes 450 amino acids. The transcript is spliced from 6 exons.